GCAAAAUAAAGUCGUCAAAAACAGGUUCAUAUGGGCAACCCUGUCGUACAUUCUCAGUCAUUCUACACCUUGAAAAGGACACAUUCAUCCACUCUCCAGGGUUUUCGUUUUUUGCUGAAACCGUUAAUUCUCAUGAAUGAUAUAGCGGUCUAAAUGUUAUUCUCGCGACAUCGGGCAGCGAGACUACACUGGAGUAAAUAGUCGCCAUUUAUUUGCAAUGAGGAGAGGCCUACACAAUUAAGAUAGUUGUUGAGAGAUACUUUAUUGAGAAACAAGUCGUCUUCCCAUUGUGCAGCUAGAAUUUUUUAAAGUGAGACAACGAGAAGUAAACUGAACCAUAUGCAAGUCACUGGACCUUUGCUUUGAGGUGUAACGUUAUAAACACUUAGCUAACGUUGCUAGUUAGCCAACGUGAGCUAGACACACGGGUUUUAAAGAAGCCUAGCUAGCUAACGUUACCAGCCAAUGUUAGCUAGCUGACUUCUUGUCUUGAACAGAAUAAUAUUUUGGAUCUGACCCAUUCCAAAUGAGUUUUAACCGUGGAUACUGAGCUGAAAAGAAGUUAACUGGUGUCUAAACAUGAUAAUUGAAAACCUCGAUGCCUUGAAAACGUGGCUUUCCAAAACCCUCGAACCCAUUUGUGAUGCAGAUCCUUCUGCGCUAGCUAAAUAUGUCGUUGCCUUGGUGAAGAAGGACAAGAGCGAGAUAGAGCUGAAAGCCCUAUGCGUAGACCAGUUGGAUGUAUUUCUACAGAAAGAGACACAGACGUUUGUGGAGAAACUGUUUGAAGCUGUCAACUCCAAAAGCUACCUACCUCAACAGGACCCCCAGCCAGCCUCCACUGUCAGACUAGACAGAGAGGAUCAGAGGAGGGAUGAGCCAAGUCGUGAGGAGGACCGGGACAAGAAGUUCUCCAGGAGGGUUAUCCACAGUCCGCCAUCCAGCUCCCGUUACAGCCGAGAUAGCAGACGAGGGGAUGAUCGCAAAAGGGACGACCGCACUCGUAAACGAAGUGAUUAUGACCGCAACCCGCCAAGACGGGACUCCUACCGGGACCGCUACAACCGGAGGAGGGGGCGUAGCCGUAGCUACAGCCGCAGUAGGAGUCGGAGCAGGAGCAAGGAUCGGGCCCGGGACCGGGAGAGGGACCGAGACAGGGACCGGGACAGGGACCGCAGCAGGAGCAGAACCCACAGCAGGAGUCGCUCCAGGAGCAGAGAAAGGGAUUCUGGGAAGUCAAAGUAUGACCACGAGCGGGGGACGGAGGUUGGCGCUGGGGAUGUCCUCCUACCAAUCCAUACAGCAACCACCACAUUCCCCGUGCCCACCCUCAGCAGCACCAUCACUGUGAUCGCCCCCCAUGGCAACAGUGUCACCUCGGUGACGGGCAGCUGGACUGACUUCCAUCCUGACCACUCGCUGGAACGGCCCCUUCCUCCGCCUUUUACCCGGGGUCCGCCUCCACCUACGCAAGAGAGAAAACGUUGCCGUGACUACGAUGAGAAGGGUUUCUGUAUGAGGGGGGACAUGUGUCCGUUUGACCACGGCAGUGACCCGGUGGUGGUGGAGGACGUCAACCUGCCCAACAUGUUCCAAGGUCCUCCCCCAAUCCCUGGGGUCGACCCCGCCCAGCCUCCCCCAGGGCUCCCUCCGCCGCCAGGCCCUCCACCUCUCAUGACCCCUCCACCUGUCAACCUCCGGCCCCCUGUGCCCCCCCCAGGCGCCCUGCCACCCAGCUUGCCCCCCGUUGCAGGUCCCCCUCCCCCCCUGCCCCCGCUCCAGGCCUCGGGGAUGGAUGCUCCUCCCAACUCCAUCACAAGCUCUGUCCCCACGAUUGUCACCACUGGGAUACGACCUUCCAUACCCCAGGCCCCCCCACCCCUCUUCUCACCGGACCAGUAUGAGUCGGAGGUGUAUAACCCAGAGGCCCCCAGCCUGACCAACACCAUCCGCCCCCUCUACCGUCACCGUGCCAACGCCCAGAGACCCAACCUCAUCGGACUGACCAUGGGGAGCGUGGACAUGCCCCAUCGAGACCGAGAUAAGCUGGCCGGCAGCAACAUGAGGGUGGUUCUGGAGUCCGACUCCAGGAAGCGAUCUCUUCAGUCACAUGACGGUGGUGGAGGAAUGCCCCCCCAGAAACCCUGGUUCAACAAACCUGUCUUCAACCAGCAGAACCACCAGGGUGGGUUCCACAACAAGAACCCUCAUCACCAGAACCAGAGAAUUCCCCAGGGUUCCAACCCCAACACCAAGCUGGCUGUUCGCCAGAUUCCCCCAGAACUCAACAACAUCAGCAAGCUCAACGAACACUUCAGCAAGUUCGGAACGAUCGUCAACCUCCAGGUGGCCUACGGUGGGGAUGCUGAGAGCGCCCUGGUCCAGUUCUCCUGUCAUGACGAGGCCCGGGCCGCCAUGCAGAGCCCACAGGCUGUGCUCAACAACCGCUUCAUCCGGGUCCACUGGCACCGCGAUGACGGACCGGGUCAGGGGCAUCAGGGACCCCCGCCGCCACAACCACUCAUGCAGUCAGCCACCAGUCUGAAACAGUCAGUCAAAGACCGGCUGGGUCCUCUGCCUGCUGACAGCUCUGAGCCAGCCCAGGACUCCAGCACUGCCUCCCAGAAUGCCUCUAAAUCGAACCUCUCAGUGAAGGACAGGCUGGGGGUGUCUUCCAAACCAGGAAGUAUCCCCAGUGGACCAGCAGGAAAGGUGUUCACCUAUACAGGACUAACCAAGACGGUGUACAACAUGGCUGCUAUGAAGGCAGCCCAGAAGACGGCCCUCUUCGCUGGUGCGAGUGCCACUGAGGAGGCCCUGAAGAACAAACAGGAAGCCAUACGGCUCCAACAGGAAAUGAGAAAGAAGAAACAGGAAAUCCUGGAGAAGCACAUUGAGACUCAGAAGCUGUUGAUCUGCAAGUUGGAAAAGAAUAAGUCCAUGAAGCCAGAAGACAAGUCAGUGAUGAUGACCACCCUGGAAACACUCAUUAACAGCAUCACUAAACUACAGGAGGAGAUCAAGGCCAACCCCAACCCAGCAGCAAUACACAGCCUGCCCAAGAGCAAAGCUCAGGCACAGAGGGAAUUACUGGAUACAGAACUGGACCUGUAUCAGAAGACCCAGUCCGGGGAAGACACAGCCCAGCUGAAAAUAAGAUACACUCAGCUACAGCUAGAGGCAGCAAAGAGGGGCAUCCUGCUCCCGGGGCGCGGGAGAGGGGGCCAUGCCAGGGGGCGCGGGGCCCUCAGGAGCAGGGGUCGUGGUGGACGGGGUCGUGGCCGGGGCAGGGGGCGGGGCCUACCUGUUCACUCCACGGUGGACCACAGGCCCAGAGCGCUGGAGAUCUCGGGCUUCAGUGACGCAGACCGCCAAGACCUGCUACCCCACUUUGCUCAAUUUGGAGAGAUCGAGGACUGUGUGGUGGAGGAGACUUCCUGUCUGGCAGUCAUCACCUACAGGAGCCGAUUGGAGGCUGAGCAGGCGGCGGUACAUGGUGUUCGUCUGAACAACAGUGAUCUGCGUCUGUCUUGGCACAAGCCUCCCGUUUCCUUGACCUCCCAGGACCCCGAUGACCAGGAGCCUGACGAGGAGGAGUUCCAGGAGGAGUCGCUGGUUGAUGAUGCGUUGCUCCAGGAUGAUGAUGAGGAGGACGAUGAUAACGAGCCCCGCCCCUGGCGCAGAUGAAGAUGGCCCUGAUUGGAUAAAAUGCUAAUGCAUCUUUUUUCUUUCCAUUUGCUGAUUGGCUCAGUUUUUAAUUAUUAGGUGCAUUUCACUAUUGUUCUGACCUUAACAGUUAUUUCAUUUUGUUUUUGCUGACUCAAAAAAAGUACGAGCUGAAGUACUGUGUGAAUUUCAAGUAAAAACGUUUUUUUUUCUCAUGGAUUUUAAUUGUAAAAAUAGUUCAUUAACAUUAGGAUGGAACAGUCUAUUUUUGCUUAUUGGUUUUGAAAAGUCUGAUAACCGAUACAAAUGGCAUUGACCGAUGUGAUCAGAUUGACAAAUGAACAAUAUGCUGUUGAACACUGUGGAAUGUGAAGGGGUUAGAACCUCAGAGCGUUUGGUGAAGUCACUAAAAGACUAGAUUUAACUGUG
This is a messenger RNA of Esox lucius (northern pike), 4095 nucleotides long. RefSeq names its product RNA binding motif protein 26 (gene rbm26). Gene Ontology annotation, cellular component: nucleus. NCBI's taxonomy places the organism in Eukaryota, Metazoa, Chordata, Actinopteri, Esociformes, Esocidae. The record is from RefSeq and is a predicted model, not a curated record. Bases 580 to 3687 code for a protein of 1035 amino acids. Gene Ontology annotation, molecular function: metal ion binding; RNA binding. Gene Ontology annotation, biological process: mRNA processing. The transcript is spliced from 22 exons.